Molecule: messenger RNA, 1623 nt
Organism: Aureobasidium melanogenum CBS 110374
Lineage: Eukaryota; Fungi; Ascomycota; Dothideomycetes; Dothideales; Saccotheciaceae
Exons: 4
Coding region: 1-1623 (540 amino acids)
Biological process (GO): positive regulation of transcription by RNA polymerase II
Cellular component (GO): nucleus
Molecular function (GO): transcription cis-regulatory region binding; DNA-binding transcription factor activity, RNA polymerase II-specific; zinc ion binding
Source: RefSeq, a predicted model, not a curated record
AUGUUUGCUAAUUUCGAACUGUCUACCGGCGGACUGGUCGCAGCGGAUGUCAAGCCCAAGCGAACUCGUACAGAUCUGGGCUGUCUACCAUGUCGACGGAAGAAGAAGAAGUGUGAUCUUGCGAAGCCUGUCUGCGUGCGCUGCCGGAAGAGCAUCGGAUCAGUUGUCUGCGAAUGGCCUGCACAUGCAGCAUCGCUAGCCUCCGAAGAUGGCGGCAGAUAUCAACCGCGUCUUGAUCUUGAUGCUAGACGAGACCCUAUCCAGAUAUCGAUAAAUCCCGGAUCUCCGUCACAAAGUGUCAUGGUAAUUCGUGACAAGGGACAAAAAGGUACCCGCGGCACGACCACUUCGAACAUCAUGAGACGUGUAUGGGAAACCCCUUCACCACAGAACAGCAUCGAGAAUUGCAUCACCGUUGACCUCCCCGCUGGAGUCAAGACAGUAUCACCGAAAUUAACAUCCAGCCAAUUGAUUCAGAUCACCACGGCAUUCGACAAGGCCAUCAUUUCUCCAGAUAAUGGCAGUCUCGAGCAACCGGCCUCACAGCUUUGUCUGCCAUUGUGUCUACAAAACUCAUCGCUCAUGCAUGCUUGGCUAUCAUGUGGCACUGCUUUCGUAACAAAGGCAGAACCGGGAGGCGUUCAGAAGGCUCUUGUACAUUACCAGCAAGCCGUCAAGGGCCUAGCUACUGCUCUGACCGAGACUGGUCUAACUUCUCCGGAAUGGAAGGUCGCAGCGACACUUCUGUUGCAUACUUUCGAGUCGAUGAGUCCAAGGACUGAUGAACCUGCUAGCAUGCGAGUAGCGCAUCUUAGUGGUGCUCAUAAUCUUGUUCGAACAAGCAUGAUGGGCAAAGCACCGUCGUCAAUGCACCAAGUUCUACUGCUUGAGGCAUAUUCAUUUCGAACAGUGCACAACCGCUUAUUCCAACCCUCUCCCUCACUGCCUUACGACUAUAUCGAGCGCUUGUUCGAGACGAUGUGUCUUCCUGGAAGUCCUCGUCAAGAUAUGACCACACAAUGGCGGAAGUGUCCCUGGGUGGGCAUGUGCGCUCCUUUGUUCGACAUGGCCUUCAAGCUGUGUUGGCUGAGAGACAGAUUGCCCCUGCAAGGAAAAGACCUGAUCGACGCGAUUUCUCUCUCGACGAGGAUCAUGAAUUGGCGAGCACCUGUAGAGGCUCCAGAAGAUUUGUUCGAUGUCGACUCAGGGACCGCGGACACCUUCAUGAUGAAAAACCUGCUUUCGGCUAAGGCUUGGUAUUAUGGCUGCCUCUUUCUCUCUCACAAGUUGCUAAACCCAUCGAAUGGUCCUUUCGAUCCGGAUCUUAUUGCCAUAUCCCGGCAAAGUCACAAAGUCUUUCAACAGAUGGAUCUUCUGCAAGGUGCAUCUGCGCUUCUUCUGUGGCCGAUUUUCUUGCUUGGUACAGGAGCAGUAACGCCUGCUGAUCAAACAGCAUUCACUAAUGCCAUCGUAUCUUGUGCCCCAAGAUCGGGCCCUGGUACCAUUCAACGGACCACACAACUCUUGCACUGGGCAUGGGCGCCGGAUUCAGAUCUCAAAGCAGGAUUCCUGGGCUCAGACAUCAUCCUGCGAACUGAUAUCCUGAGGCAAUUCUUUAUGUAA